This is a messenger RNA of Oppiella nova, 559 nucleotides long. The record is from the annotation of a GenBank genome assembly. NCBI's taxonomy places the organism in Eukaryota, Metazoa, Arthropoda, Arachnida, Sarcoptiformes, Oppiidae.
CUUCUUCACUCACUUUCAUAUCAUAAAUACUUCCAAAUAAUCAUUUCGUACGAUAUUCUUGAGCCAAAUCUGAGCGAAGAGUUUAAUUGUAUAAAAAAUUGUUUGAAACGAAAGUAUCAUUUGUUUGGACAUUAUAUUCACGGUUUAGAAGAACUCCGAGAGCUAUAAAAUGGCGAAGAAGUUGAAGAGAUUCCUAAUAGUGUUGGACGACGAGUCUCUCCUCUACUUUCCCGGAGCUUUCUUGACUGGAAAGGUGUUACUCGAACUCGAAGAAGACACCCCUGCCAUCGGUCUUUACUUUCAUAUCGUCGGUGAAGGAGUCGUCAGACUAACCAAUAAAGGAAGGGUGGACUCAACCGACAAAGAAAAUUAUAUUGACUUUCGUAUGAGGCUUUUGGGCGACAGUUCCGCUAAGAGUGAAAGUGGAAGUGUUUUCAACGGCUCGACUGUAAAUAGCGGCAGAAUCUUAGUCUUAUCUCCCGGAGUGCAUACAUUUCCUUUUAAGUUGGGUUUGCCAUUAGGUCUUCCCUCGACUUUUUUGGGAAAACACGGUUGGGUU